This is a messenger RNA of Saprolegnia parasitica CBS 223.65, 576 nucleotides long. RefSeq lists its product as hypothetical. Lineage: Eukaryota; Oomycota; Saprolegniomycetes; Saprolegniales; Saprolegniaceae. The transcript has 4 exons. The record is from RefSeq and is a predicted model, not a curated record. The coding region runs from base 1 to 576 and encodes 191 amino acids.
AUGGCCGACGACGACGUGGACGCCAGCCUGCGCCAGGCCGAGUUCGACCUCUUGUACCAGCGCAUGAUGCGUCGGCGCGCGCCAUCACCCGUGGAGUCGCCGACGGCAGCAACACCCGCCACGACGCCACACGAGCGCCGACGCCGACGCCGCGAUCCCAACAUCGUGCGCAACACCCGAGCGUACGCCCGCGCGGAGCGCAACUCGAUCGUUCUAAGUGACUCGGACGACGACGACGACGAGCCGACCUCGUCCGAUGACGUCGUGCCAUCGACACCCCUGGAUAUCGACGCAGCCGACGACGCCGCCACCGACGCCAACGCUUCGCCGAGCCUGCUGCUGCCACGGGCUGCGAACACUGUCGAGAGCCAUAACGCGCCACGCCGAAAGCGUCUCUCACACCCGCCCCGGUACAGCGUCGCCGCUGCCCAGUCCUAUGCGCGCUUGGACGCGGUGGCCGCGCUGCUUCGACCGCCCGACUUUGCGCCCACCGUCGUGGUCUUCGGGUCGUUUGGACCGCUUACGACAUGCGCCGUGCCCAUGGCGCCGCGACCACUAGCUUCCCCGUGUCUAUAA